CUUCGAAAACUGAAAAGCAUUAUUCGAAUGGUUCAGUUCAUUUCCGUUGUUUAAAAAAACAACACAACCUUAAAAUUUUAUAGUAAUCAAUUCCAGAAUACAUAUCCAAAAUUUGAAGAUUAUGCUUUAAAAUUACAAGUUAUUCGAGCUAUAAUAUAAAAAAAGAAAACAUCUUGGAACCAUUGAACGAACAGGAGAGAGAGAGGGGUAUCAUCACUUUGCUUUCGUAAAGUAAGUAUCGAUCAAAAUGGGUGACAAUGAGGGUGCAGAGGAGCAGGAUUUUGAGGAGGAGGAUGGAGUUGCGGCCAUAGAUGAGGGCGGCAUCGAGGAGGGCAUUGAGGAUGACUUAUUCUCACGUCUGGGUGAGUCUUCAGAUGAUCCAGAGCAGAGACGCAUGUAUCACGAGUAUUUGGCUCUCAUCAAGGAGAUCGAUUGCCAGAAUAGGAUUAUACAAGACAUUAAGAUGCAGGUAAUGGACAUGUGCGAACGUCCUUGUAAGACGCGCAACGAACUGCGCGAAAUCAAGCGCCUGCGCAUUUGUAUGGAGCAAGAGAAUAUCAAGUUACACACAAUGAUGAAUCGAGCUGUGAAGCUGCAGAACUUUGGCUCUCGUCGUCAUUAUCGCGAAUUAAAUAUGACAACCACCGUAGAUGAGGAUAAUAUAUCACCGUAUUGCUUGGGUACCUGUGGAAAUACUGCAGGCAGUGCCGGUACGGCCACAGACUGCAGCGAAGACGCUCCAUCCAGCCGUUGUCAAGUAGAAGGCCAAGAGGAUCGGCUCAUUAAGGCGCUAAGUAAAGCUAUGCAAAAGAUGAAGGGCGCCUGCCCAGAGGAUAUGAAAAUGAUGCAGGAAAUCGCCUGCGCCAUCAUGGCUUCCAAGUCUAAGCCCAAGCAGGUGUGCAUGCCGGGUCCAUGCCAGAAAGCGAAUUCUCCUUGUGACGAGAGCAGCAGCAGCUCGGUGGCACCUCCAUGCGCGCCGUGUCCUCCACCAUCACCGUGUCGGCAACCGAAACGCUCGCGCCAUCGUGCCCAAUCACCAUGUCCGCCACCCUGUCCGCCCCCUUGUGCGCCGCCGUGUAACAAGAGCGAUUCGCUGGACAAGCUGAAGCGUCGCAUUGUGAACAUGCAGUCUUCGGUGAAGAAGCUGCUUAAUGAGGUUAGCAAGCGCGAGACACUGGAGCCCACAUCGUGUGGCGGCUAUGAUGACGACGACGACGACGAUGAUCCAUGCAAUGCGCAGUCCCGCCCGCCUUGCCCCGAAGAUCCCGAUCCAUUGGUCAUUUGCGGUGGCAAGCGCAAUACCAAAGCGGACCAGUUCGAGAAGAUGAAGGAGAACUAUGCUCGACUCUUAACCCAGUUUCAGCGCAAAGACUGUCAAAUGAAGGAGCUGGAAAAACGCAUGCGAGGGUUCAUGGGCGGCUGUGGUGCCUCCAAAGGUACUGCGGACGCUGACACCGCUGAGCUAAAUUUGCUCCGUGCCCGCGUCAAUGAACUGAAGGAAGAACAGUUGGAGUUCAAAUGUAUCAUGAAAGAGCAGUCACAACAGCUGGAGGAUUAUCGCAACAAGUACAUGCUGGCACAGCAAAAGGUCGAGGAACAGUGCGUCUCGUUGGAGAAACUGAAUAUGAAUAAUAAACGCAUCGAGCAGCAAAUUAACACGGAGGUCAAGGAGAUACGCUCCAAAUUUCAGGAGAAACUCAACGAGCUGCUCCAUUUCCCCAAGUUGCUCGAGAACGAGCAACUGAAACUAGCGCAGGUGUGCAAGGAAAAAGAUGAUCUGCAGAGCAAACUUGUGGUUGUCUGCAAGGAGUUGAAAUCCUGCAAGAUACAGUUGGAAAAUCCCCCAGAAGACUUGGGUCCACAGCUUGCCCAGUGCCAGCUUGAUUUGACCCAAGCGCGUAAUGAGAUCGAGGAGCUGCUGCGGCAGCGCGAUCUAUUCUGUGAACAACUGAAGACUACACAAGACGAUCUGGAUACGUUGCGUACCGAGUCCGCCAAGAUCAUUGCCGGCACCAAGGAACGCGCCGAAAUGAUCAAGGCCCAGCAGCAGGAACAAAUCAAUCGCCUCGAGAAGGAGUUGGCACAAUGUCGUGCCACGGCCAGUUUGUCGGUCAACGAUCGCGAGGCGGUCAUACGAGAAAUGCAGGGCCAGCUCAAUACAUUAUCCUACAGUUUCGAUGCGGCCCAAAAGCAAAUCAAAACUCUACGCAAUCACAUUGCCUAUGUGUCCAAUGAGAAUUGCUUCCCAGUCAAAUGUUAAGACGACAGUUUCGUUCAGAUUUCAAUGUUCUCAUCCAACUGCCGUCAUAUUUGUGCGUGUGUGUAUGCGUGUGUGUGCGUAUCGCGUGCUCGCGUAUCUUUGAUCAUACUCCCAAAUCUCAAAAUAAUGUAUCUCUGAAAUGUACAAAAUGCAUGAUUGUCCAACA
Drosophila hydei is the source of this 2426-nucleotide messenger RNA. RefSeq names its product kinesin-1 heavy chain. Gene Ontology annotation, biological process: regulation of cilium assembly. The coding region runs from base 248 to 2260 and encodes 670 amino acids. Gene Ontology annotation, cellular component: centrosome. The record is from RefSeq and is a predicted model, not a curated record. NCBI's taxonomy places the organism in Eukaryota, Metazoa, Arthropoda, Insecta, Diptera, Drosophilidae. The transcript is spliced from 2 exons.